AUGGAUACCAAAACUAAGACUAAAUCCAAGAAUCACUUCAAGUCUAAAAAGAGACCAAAAAUGAAUCAAAAGAAAGUGAAAUCAAAACCAAAGCCCAAGAAAGAAGUGGAAGAAUCGAUGAGUGGUUCCGACGCUGAAGAAUCGGAUAAUGAGUUAAAUGACAGACAAUUGAGUGAUGGAAGCGUUGGAAGCGAUGAUGAAUUUGAUUCGAUUGUCGACCACAAGAAGUCUUUGCAGAAUCUGAAAGAGACAGACAAAGAGUUUUAUGAUUUUUUACAACAAAAUGACAAACAUUUACUGGAUUUUGGCGAAGACGAGGACUUGGAUGACGACGAAGAAGACAAUGAUUUGGACGCAGAAGAGGACGGAUCAGAUGUGUUGAGUAAGAUAUCAGUGAAACAAUUGGAUGAAUGGAGUGAGAAAUUGGAUCAGAAGGCGGACAUCGAGACAAUCAAAUCAAUAGUUAAAUGGUUUCGAAAAGCAGUCAAUCAAACGACUGGUGAAAGCGAUGACAAGAUAUUGAGCGCCGAAGUCUUCAAUGGGAUCAUCAAUAUAUGUCUCAUCGACUUAUUGCCAGCGAUUCACAAGUUCUUGAAAUUACCACAAAUUGGAUCAACCGAGUGGUCAAAUGAGGGCAAAGUAAUGGAUCCGACAAAGUCUCGGAACUGGAAGAAAGUGAUAGCAAUUAUGAAAUGCUAUUUAACGGAUGUCAUCAAAAUGGUUGGCGGAGUCUCUGAUCCCUCACUCAAGUCAACACUUUUAAGACAUAUUCUUCAUUUGAUUCCAUUUCUCAUAACUUUUCCACAUUUAAUAAAACGAGUCCUCAAACAGACAAUUGUCUUGUGGGCCGAAAGCGAUGAGAAGAAUCGUAUCCUUGCAUUCAUUUGUAUCAUCCGAUUAGUCCGAACUCAAGAACAACCAAUGAUUAGUUUUAUUUUAAAGAAAUUAUACAUUUCUUAUGUAAAGAACUCAAAAUUCAUGUCAGAAUCAAAGCAAUCGAUGAUUAAUUUUAUGAAACACUCGUUGGUUGAGUUGUACUCUUUGGACCAAAUGGUUGCAUAUCAGCACUCGUUUAUCUUUAUAAGACAAUUAGCCAUUAAUUUAAGGACUGCAAUGACUGUCAAAAAGAAAGAAUCCUACAAAAGUGUGUACAACUGGCAGUUUCUUAAUUCAAUCUUAUUAUGGACUCAAUUACUGUGUUCUCAUAACACUGUCGAUGAACUCAAACCUCUUAUCUCUCCAUUGGUUAACGUGAUUAUUGGAACCAUUCGACUUAUACCGUCCGCCAAAUACCUUCCGAUGAGAUUUCAUUUGAUUAAAGCAUUGAUUAGACUAUCAGAAGAGACGAAUACAUUCAUCCCUGUCUUGUCUUUUAUAACACAAGUUUUCGAUAACUUCAAUAAAAUGAAGAAAAAUAAGUCGAAAAAUGAGGAAAAGAAAGAGAUUAAUAUCGAUGUAUUGAUUAAGAUCUCAAAUUGGGAUACAAAUGAUUUUGAAAUGAGAGACUCAGCUGUUAAUAAAGUCUAUGAUUUGAUUUUGCAUUAUUUGUCCACUCAAUCACAUCGGAUAGCAUUCCCCGAA
Messenger RNA from Medioppia subpectinata, 1581 nucleotides. The record is from the annotation of a GenBank genome assembly. NCBI's taxonomy places the organism in Eukaryota, Metazoa, Arthropoda, Arachnida, Sarcoptiformes, Oppiidae.